This is a messenger RNA of Prunus avium (sweet cherry), 737 nucleotides long. Lineage: Eukaryota; Viridiplantae; Streptophyta; Magnoliopsida; Rosales; Rosaceae. The record is from RefSeq and is a predicted model, not a curated record.
AUGGGCAGGAAGUUCUUCGUCGGCGGCAACUGGAAAUGCGUGAUUUCUCAUUAUGCACACAUUUUGUUUCAGUUUGUUGCCGAUAAGGUUGCAUAUGCACUAGCUCAAGGUUUGAAGGUGAUUGCUUGUGUUGGUGAGACUCUCGAGCAGCGAGAAUCUGGCUCGACCGUGGAGGUUGUGGCUGCACAAACCAAGGCCAUUGCAGCAAAAGUGUCAGAUUGGACCAAUGUUGUAUUGGCCUAUGAGCCCGUGUGGGCCAUUGGAACUGGCAAAGUUGCAUCUCCAGCUCAGGCUCAGGAAGUGCAUUUUGAAUUGAGGAAAUGGCUUCAAGCAAACGUAAGUCCUGAAGUUGCUGCAACAACCAGGAUCAUUUAUGGAGGGUCUGUGAAUGGUGCAAACAGCAAAGAGCUGGCAGGUCAGCCCGAUGUUGACGGAUUUUUGGUUGGUGGAGCUUCUUUAAAGCCUGAGUUUAUUGACAUUAUCAAGUCUGCGGAGGUGAAGAAAAGUACCUAAAGCGUUGAACCUGAUGAGAGUAGUGUGACUCUAGAUCUCUUGUCUGGGUGGUAGAGAAUCUAUUCCGCACAAUUUUACAGAUACUCUUUUGAGGAAAUAAUUAUGCUUUUUUUCCUUCUUUUUGUAUUCCGAUCAGCACCUGGAUUUGGGUUUUUCUGUAUUAAUAAAUUUUCUUAUGUGCCAAAGCUUUCAAGUAUCUUUGGUCAAGAGUUCCGAAUUUUCAA